Labrus mixtus (cuckoo wrasse) is the source of this 5732-nucleotide messenger RNA. It is a transcript of the gene creb3l1, whose product is annotated as cAMP responsive element binding protein 3-like 1. Gene Ontology annotation, molecular function: DNA-binding transcription factor activity, RNA polymerase II-specific; cAMP response element binding. Gene Ontology annotation, biological process: regulation of transcription by RNA polymerase II. The transcript has 13 exons. The coding region runs from base 271 to 1794 and encodes 507 amino acids. The record is from RefSeq and is a predicted model, not a curated record. Lineage: Eukaryota; Metazoa; Chordata; Actinopteri; Labriformes; Labridae.
CGCUCAACAGCGGGCAGGCAGACAGGACGCUCACAGCUGGAUGGAUAACAACGUCUCCAACAACAAGGAUGUAAACAUUUUUCGACAUUUUUUAAAAAGUUUAUCAGUAAAAAAAGAAGAAGCAGCAGCAGCAGCAGCAGCAGCAGCGGUUUACGUAAAGGACGUAAAAAUAACGGUGUCCACGACAGCCGGUAGAAAUCAAAGUGCUCCGUUUUAAUGAGUUGAGUUUAAGAUUUUCGUUAAAUUAGCAACUGAGCACACAGACAAACCAUGAUGGAGUCUAUUUUAGACAGUUUAACCGCGGAUAAACUGUACCCGCCCGGAGGAACCAACCUGUUGGACCUGGAGGAACUCAGCGAUGGAGAUUUCCUCACUAACGUGCCUUUCUCUGGAGAUCAGAUGGACGACUUCAGCAGCGAAUUAUUCAGCAGUUUCUUCGACGACCAUCUAUUAGAGCGCCCCCUGCUGGCAGACAGACCUUCACUUCUACAAAUGGACGAGGACAUGGAGAGCUGCCCAGAUAUUCAAGCGGAGCACAGCUACUCCCUCAGCGAAGACUCCGCCCCCCAGAGCCCAGCCCUGUCAAUCAAAAUGGACCAAGAAUCCGAAUUUGAAUGGAACUUCAGCCAGGACCUUUCAGCCAUCUUGGUGAAACAGGAGGAGCCCGAAGUGGUUCAAAGAUUAGACCCUCAGCCUCAGGAAGGCCCGCCCCUCAUAUUAAGCCCCCCCCCUCCACACAGAGGAUCAGCGUGGAAACACACGGAGCGAAGUCCAGACGAUGUGAAGCCAAAAGCCAUAAAAGACGAGCCCAGAGAGAUGGGACAGUACCUCAGCCUGCCCAGCGAUGACGCUCUCCAGCUCCCACCCACUCCUCCCAGCAGUAACCAUGGCGACAGUGACGGCUCCCUCCCCCCCUCCUCCCCUCACCUCCCUCUGCCACCUUCCUCCCCGCAGCCACAACAGAGGCCAGGAGGUCGAGCCUCUUCCUCCUCCUCCUCCUCCUCCUCCACUUCUUCCUCCUCGGCCAUCUCCUCUUCACCUCUCCUCACAGCUCCACAUAAGCUGCAGGGCUCAGGACCCCUCAUGCUGACAGAAGAAGAGAAGAGGACCCUGGUCGCUGAGGGAUACCCGGUCCCCAACAAACUCCCUCUCACCAAGAGUGAAGAGAAGGCACUGAAGAGGGUCCGACGGAAGAUUAAAAACAAGAUCUCAGCUCAGGAGAGUCGGAGGAAGAAGAAGGAGUACGUGGAAUGUCUGGAGAAGAAGGUGGAAAACUACACGUCAGAAAACAGCGACCUGUGGAGGAAAGUGGAAAACCUGGAGACUGCCAACAGGUCUCUCCUUCAGCAGCUCCAGAAGCUUCAGUCGUUGAUUUCAGGGAAAGUCGUCCCUCGUGCUUGUAAAAUGGCCUCAACUCAAACGGGGACAUGCCUCAUGAUGAUGGCGGUGUGUUUUGUCCUGGUGUUGGGCUCCUUCUCCCCCUGCCUCUCUCCUCUCUCCUUCCUCGCUGACUCCUCCUCCUUGUCCUCUGACUCCUCCUCCUCCCACCCCUCCUCCGCUCCUCUUCAGUCAGCGGACCUCUACACCACCAGUCAGGUCCGUUCCCGCAGUCUGCUCUUCUACGAUGAAGGGUCUCCUCUGGAGGAGGUUUUGGAGGGCGACAGGCUGCAGUCUGAAACCCACUCCCACGUUCAGAGCAGCAGAUACACAGCUGAGACGCAGAGAAACCAGACGACUGAGCCAAAAUCAGACCACAGAGAAACAAAAGCAGAAGGAGUCUCAGAGAUUUUCUGACCCCGCCUGACUCCUCCUCCUCCUCCUCCUCCUCUCACGACUUCUCAUCUCUGACCCCAAAACAAUAACCUCGAGAUUCCUCAACUCAGACCGCUUCACAUCAACAUCCAACUGGACCAAAACCUGCAUCAUCAUACGUACUCCACUUCCUGUCAGAUCCCCCCAUCGUCCACAGCCGGCUCACUGCCGUACGUAGUGCUUCACUUCUCACCUGAAAAUACUGGAUUUUAAAAAGACCACAAUGUUGGGAUUUUACAAGUUUUAGGAGGAUUUCAUCCUAAUUCUCAGUUAGACUAAAUCAUGUAUUUAUCAUAUAAAAAACCACAGAUCAACCUGUAGCGUUUUAAGAAUCAUAAUUCAUCACUAAAAACUAGUCAGACCUUUUCCAAGAAGAUACGACGGUGCACGUCAUUUAAGGUUGUUAAAAUAUAAAAAAUGAUCAGCUUCAUUUAGCCUCCAGAAUCAAGGUGGUAUUAUGGUGCGUUCCAUUUGAUCUCGGAUGUCAGAAACUCUGAGUUUCCUGUCUGAAACGUCAACAUUAACGCUCCCCUGAAGACGCAGUCUGACUUGAAAACUCAGAGAAUCUUCAGUAACCCGAGAGCGAGAUCUGAUUUCGGAGGUAAAUUGAACGCACCAUUAAUUAGCUCAUUGUUGUUCUAAUGUUGAGAGAAACACAGAAUGUCUGACAGAGCUCGACUGUGGGACUCUAGUUAAUGUACUGAACAGUAUUUGCCGUAUUUUCUCCGUAAAUGAUUUAAAUAAUGAAAAGAUGAUCAAAAUCGUAACUGAUUAAAAAGCUGUCUCUGAUCAUAGUAAUCGUAAGAGCACACAAUGAACGCAACAGACUUGUAAAAAGACAGCGGUGCCAUUUUAAAAGUGCCUUCCUCUUAUUUCAGACCAACUUGGCCUUAAAUGAAAAGCCGACUCACCUGAAGUCUAAAGUAGGUUUAAGUAGUUCGAAUCACUCUGCGUCUCGUGUCUUUUAAACAAUCAUAAACACCUUGAAUGUGGACAUUAUUUUAUAUGACCUUUUUGUGAAUGCACUUUGUUUGAACCUUUAACUAAAACUGUUUGAUGAUGUGUUUACAGCUGAGAAAUACGACAAAACAACAACAAAAUGAUGAAAUAUUCUUUAAAGGUCACAUAUUCUCCUCCUCUUCAACAAUCAGUUUAAAUAAGUCUAUGAACCCCUCUAUUUCAGCCCUGCUCAGAACAGGCUGUUUCUGUGUCUGUACCUUUAAAUAUGUAAAUGAGCUGUGUCUGACCACGCCCCCCUCUCUGGAAGGGGCUUGGGUGUACUCGGUGCUUUCUCGCUCCAUGUCCUAUUGUUUACGGUGAGAAGGCAGACUCAGAGGGCAGAACAAACACCUAGCUGUGGGAGUGUCACCCACCUGGGGGAGGGGCUACUGCCCUUUGUGAUGUCAUGAAGGGAAAAUCUCCAAACGGCCUGUUUGAGCACACAUUUUCUGAAAAGUGGAGCAGGGAGAAGACAGAGAGGAUGGACUUUUCUCAUCAUUGGGGGGUUUGUAGACAGACUAGAGACACAUAUUAGUUUUAGAGAAACAUGGGGAAGUGUGUUUUGCAGAAUAUGUGACCUUUAAUUAAAAUUUUUCAUCCGUCUCUGAAGUUAAAUUAACUUUCUGUCUUUGAAUUCAAAUCAAACUUCUGCAUCAUUCCACGGGGAAACCAUAUUUUCAUAUCCAGGGACUGUUAACGGGGUCCUGACGGAGGUUGUUGGGAAACGUCACAUAAAAAGUAUUUUUUAUGGAAUUAUAAAUUGUACAUAUAAUAUAUUUGCAGCAUCGAAAAAAAAGAGCAUAUUUAAUUUAUGCAACAAAAAAAAAUGUUUUUAAGAUUAGUCGAUCUUAAUGUCUUGUUUUUUUUCUAAAUAACGUUUACAAAAAAACCUUAAAAAUACGUCUUAUAAUAUAUUGUGAGCAUCAGAAAAGAGCAUAUUUAUUUUAUGCACAAAAAAAGAGGAAGUGUCUGUUGUGAUGUUAAGGAUGAAGAAGUUUUACACGAUGGUGUGUCGUCGUUCACAUGCUGCUUCAUGGAUGUAAAACUUUGACCUGUUUGUCUUUUAACUGUAAUACAGUGUUUGUUCCACUGCUGUCGCAUGAAAUACUAAAUUAAUCCACUUAAAGUCAGGGUUGGUGAUUUCCUCCAGAUCCACUUUUUAAGAUUUUGGUUGAAAUUGUCUUUAUUGCAGACGGAGCACUGAGGGAAUGCUACUUUCAAAAUCAUGUUAGUUUUAGAAAAUGACCAACCCUUCCUUUAAAGUUAAACAAACUUCAACUUUGACCCUCAGGUUGAUCUCUUUGUUGCUAUGACAACGCCAAAAAUGGACCACAGACUCUUAGAAGAAUGAACCUAAUGUAGUUUCUCCCCCCUUGUAUAUGAAAUGAAUUGACUGGACGAGCUCAUGCGACAGCGGUGUGUGUUGUAUUUAUUCCUGUUUGUAGAAAGUGUGUAUAUAUUGAUGAAGCCAAUCAGGAGACGAAAAACAUUCCAGGAAUUAAAAAAAAAAACCACUAGCUUUAUUAUCUCCACACAUUGAAGGAACUUUACUCUUUGAUUUUCUGACAGAUUUAGAAAACGACUGUUACAAAAUGUUCAUUUCCUUCACAUCUCCAAACUUGUAAAGACGAAUACUUGGGAGUGUUCUGUAUUGAAAGUCACAGAUUUUCUUUAUUGUGUUCUUUUUUUUUACGAGUUUUAUUUUGUGUCCCUUUUGAAAAAAAUGUCAAAAUGUUUUUGUGACUGCAGCCCGCAGCACAAACAUCCCAAUGUUUCUCAUCCUUAAAGGGGAGUUCUGGUAGUUUUCAACCUCGGCCCAAUUUUUUGCAUGUUUACAAAUGUAAAGAUUUCAAUGUGUUAGUGACUGAAAUAUCUAAAAGCUUUGGGGUUGCUUUAGUCGGAAGCAAUGAAUAAGUCUAAGUGACAAUAUCACAGAGAGAGACCUUUAUGUUACAGAGGAAGACAAUUUAUCAACCACCAGACUCCACUGACAAAAACAGUCGUUUAAAGUUUCAGAAACAAUGAAGCCGAUGCUGAAGUGUAAAACCCUGCAGUCCCUCGAGUGUCCACUAGAGGCUGGCUGCAGAAGCGCAGGAAGUCACAUACACACCCAUUCAAAAAAGCAGAAAUUAAAAUGUUUACAGCCCGGUUCAAAAAAACUAAAAAGUCAGAUUAGCUGACGUCUCGAUCAGCACUUAUGGAUCGCUGGUUUUGUCAAUGGAGUUUGGUGUUUUUGAAUAAAGUGAUAUAACGGAUGUCUCAAAGACUAAAACAAACAUCUUGGCUCAUUCUUAAAAACAACAAUCAUUAGCGGAUGUUCUUUGCAGCCAUUACCGCUCGGCUGCAGGCUGAACCGAUCGUCUGCAGAAACAGUUUGAAUAGAUCAGUGAUUUUAAAACACCAACACGUGUAAAAAAAAAUGCAGCCCAGGUUAAAAACAUGAUACUGGAAUCCCCCUUUCACAGUCGUAACGCACCAGUGUACAUAAAUAAUGACAACAAAAUGUGCAGUUGUUGUAAAUAAGGGCCUUUUCUGUUUUUGUUUUUUUUGUAUUGUGAGAUUGUUGAAUGACGUGGAAAAGAAAAAAAAAGAAUCAGUGGAGUGAAGGCGGAUCUAAGGAGGGAGGGAGGGUUUAAAAAAUGAACAUAAAAGGAGGGAGGGAGACUUUUUCCACUUGUAAAGGAACUGCGAUAACACGGCGGCUGCACACAGUUUAAAUAAUUGUACAACUCCAGGAGGUGCUUGACAUUUACCCACGGAUAAUGGAGCACGUUCCAGGACGUUAUUUGAAAUGUGACAUGUUCACCUGUUGUCUUGGUUUGUUGUAUAGCGUCUUGCAUGUUCCUCCAUAUACAACUAUGUUAUCUUAGUGUAGUCCGUAGAGUAGAAACCAGCAAAAUAUUAAAAAACUGCAUCAGCAA